AUGGCAAUGCCCACGCGGCCAGCCGGCCCGGGCCCAGGUGCUCUAUUUCAAGCGCAACGCCAACUUGCGCCAGGGGCACGCGUCAGGAUUGGCGAGCACACCGUCACGAUAGACAGAUUCCUUUCGCAGGGUGGAUUUGCACGUGUAUACCUUGUCCUUGCUGAUCGGGCGGUGCCGCUUCCCGGCCAAGCGACGUCGCGCGAGCUUGUCUUAAAGCACAUGUGCGUGUGCACCGAGGAGGCAUUGGCCAGUGUUAAGGCCGAGGUUGAGCUGCAUCGCAAACUGCGCGGGCACAAGCCGAUUGUGCACUUUAUCGAGGCGAGUGCAUCGACGUCUCCGACCGGGUGGGAGAUUUUCAUGCUGAUGGAGUCGUGCAAUGGCGGCGGCCUAAUUGAUUUUCUGAAUACACGCCUGAAGAAUAGGCUAGAUGAGCGGGAGGUGCUUGGCAUUUUCCAGGAUAUUUGCGAGGGCGUGAGCGUGCUGCAUCAUAUGCAGCCGCGCAUGGUACACCGCGACUUGAAGAUUGAGAAUAUCUUGCUGAGUCAUGCCGAUCCGCCGAUGUUUAAGCUGUGCGACUUUGGCUCGUGCAUAGAAAUCGUGUCGGAUACAGUAGCCACUACAGGCGCAGAGAUGCAGGCGUGCGAACGCGAUCUGAACAUGCACACCACGAUGCAGUAUCGCGCGCCGGAAAUGGUCAACCUGCGUUUGCAACGCCCGAUUAAUGAAAAGGCAGAUAUCUGGGCACUGGGUGUGCUGCUCUACAAGCUUUGCUACUACACCACGCCGUUUGAGGCGCCGGGCGCUGGCGCGCCGGCGAUCUUAGCCGCGCGCUACGAAUUUCCCGCACACCCAGCCUACUCGAGCACGUUGCGCGACUUGAUUGCGUCGAUGCUCAUGGAGGAUUUGACGCAGCGCCCGACUGUGGAUGCGCUCAAGGCGAGUGUGCAUACGAUGCUCGAGCAAGGCGUGCAAUGUGCGCCGCGCGGCACAGACGCGCUGCGUGCAAAAGCUGGCGGUACAAGCGCCGUGCGCACACAAACACCGACACUUGCGCCCAGCAGCCCAUGCGAGGUGCCGUCGAUGGACAAUGCAGAAGACGUCCAGAGGCGCUUUCCCGCCGUCGAAGACUUUGAACCGGUCCCAGCCCGGCGCUCUGUGCGCGAUAUUGCUGCGAGUAUGUCCUGUGCCGAGCUGCCGGUACCCAAGCCUGCCAUGCCUGCACGGAGCAACAGCGAUCGAGUGCACCGCGCGCCGAUGCCGCUGCUUGCGGACUCGAGCGAAGAGGAGACAGAGCCAGAGGACGUUGAGCCAAUGUUUCAUGUGCGGGCGCGGGGAAUCCAGCAUGUGCCUGGCCACGCCGAAACAUCGUCGCCCGCAUCCACACCAGCUCCUGCUGCAGACAAGCGCGCAUUUGUGCGUGCACAGGUUGACGCGCCCCAUAAUGGCCUCGCCUGCUCAGACCGUGCCGCGUCUCUCGACACACUGCUGAUGCAGGACGACACCAUAGAAACUGCCAGCGCGCCGGAAAACGAACCCAGUUGUUCGGACGCCGCAAAAGACCACAGCGUUGACUCGGAUACUGCGCUUGCUGCACAGGAAAAAGCGCUCGAAGCGCUACUCGAGCCUGGCAUGCGCACGUCUCUGCAGCAAGAAACGCAGAAAGAGCCGAUCGUAGGCGAUCUGCUCGGCAUCAAAGAGCUAUCCCUCACAGAAGCUGCAAAGCGUGCGCCUGCAUGGGAAGAAAACGAUACCAACCGGGACCCUCUGCCAAAACCGAGCGCGGUGCGUGUGAACAGUGCAAAACGCUCGUCCACAUGGGACCUCGCGUCGAAGCCACCGCCGCCAAAACCCAAGCCUAAACAGUACGUCGACGCUGCCACCUCCCCUGGACUCUCGCCCCGUGUUCUGAGCGCCGACCCUGUAGAAAAAGAGCCAUUUUCGCCGCCAGCAGCCGUGGCGUCACCACGAGGCGACGCCACGCCCUCCUCAAAAAGCCCACCCGCUGCAACGCAUGCAGUGCACGCCUUACUGAGCCAACGCCAGGGCCAAGUGCGCCUGACGAAACGGCCGGCGCAAGAUGCAACGCCGAAGCCAUGGGAAAAAGAAGCUGCUGCUCGUGCACGUCUCCAGCACGGCAUGGCUGCUGCACAGCCAGAGACAAGUGCAUCGCCCGAGCCGCAGGAAUCGUUUCAAGGAGUGGGCGCGCUAAUCCAUCAAUGGCAAUCGCGACACUAG
Molecule: messenger RNA, 2235 nt
Organism: Malassezia vespertilionis
Lineage: Eukaryota; Fungi; Basidiomycota; Malasseziomycetes; Malasseziales; Malasseziaceae
Gene: AKL1
Product: non-specific serine/threonine protein kinase
Exons: 1
Coding region: 1-2235 (744 amino acids)
Biological process (GO): peptidyl-threonine phosphorylation; protein autophosphorylation; actin cortical patch assembly
Cellular component (GO): cytoplasm
Molecular function (GO): protein serine/threonine kinase activity; ATP binding
Source: RefSeq, a predicted model, not a curated record